Molecule: messenger RNA, 888 nt
Organism: Penicillium cosmopolitanum
Lineage: Eukaryota; Fungi; Ascomycota; Eurotiomycetes; Eurotiales; Aspergillaceae
Exons: 2
Coding region: 1-888 (295 amino acids)
Source: RefSeq, a predicted model, not a curated record
AUGAGCACAACGAUAGUCUCCACAAGCGUAACCGAGACAGGGCAUAUUCCCUUGACAACGAACUUCACGCCUCCGGAUUCAUGCGUCAGUGACUUGUGGCUCGGCAGUACUAGCGGAAAGACAUGGAUGAACCUGGGGCCUAUAAGCCACACUGAAUGCCUUCCAUCUGGCUGGGCGAAAACGAGUUAUUAUUCUCCAGGGAUAUGCCCCUCGGGCUAUGGGAUUGCUGCCAGUGGCACAGUGAUUGAUGGAAGCAUUACCGAAACCGCGGCAACAUGCUGUCCAACACUCGAUGGCCACACAUAUGUGACCCGACCGUCAAAGUCAUCAACCGCCUCAGAGUCGAUAGACUGUAUAUGGAGCCCAGGUCCCGAUGUCACCACCGAAUUCACAUACACCUGGACCGAAGGCGAUUCCACGUCGAGCUCAAGCACUGCGUUGAGCCUCGAAGAGCACGUCAACGCAUACGGCGUCUAUAUUAGAUGGCAGUCCACCGAUUUCAGCACACCUGCAUCGAAUACCGCCACUACCACCACUGGCGCCACAACCGCCGCCACAACCAGCACGUCUACUACAUCCUCGACCUCCACAGACUCGUCAGGCUCAUCAGGCUCGUCAGGACUCUCAACAGGAGCCAAAGCAGGUGUUGGGGUCGGAGUCGCAGCGGGAGCAGUUAUAUUGAUAGCACUCCUAGCGCUCUUCUUGAUCCGACGACGACGGUCGAAGAACCAACCUCCACGGCCAAUCGAGAUGCCGACAGGAUAUUCACAGCCUGCUCAACAACGAUUCGUGGAGCUGUCUGGUCAACAACGUUUAGUGGAGCUACCUACGGGCGCAGAGACGCCGGAAUUGGACUCGGACAAUCUGAGGAAAUAUGAGAACCGCUAA